AUGUUUACUGCUUUCGUCUCAUCAGAAACCGUACGACGUCUCAAGAAGUUCUCUAUGCUGCUUCUCAUCGUGUUGACAUCGCAGCUGUUCUAUGUUCAAGCUGCUAAAUGUUGUGGAACCAAUGAGGAAUUCAAAGAAUGUGGAACUGCCUGCGAGCCAUCGUGCAACAAUACCAAACCGCAAGUGUGUACUGAACAGUGCAUUGUCAAUGUCUGUCAAUGCAAGGCGGGAUUCUUCAGAAACUCGCAGAACCAAUGCGUAGACAGCUGUUACGGAGAACCAUGCGGAGAGAAUGAAGAACGCCUCAAUUUUUCAUCCGUCUGCGAACCGACAUGUGCCGACCGGAAUCCUAUCUGCAUUUUGAUCGCAGUAGCGAAUGUCUGCCGCUGUGUGAAAGGCUACAUUCGACAGUACGCGAAUGGACCAUGUAUCCCUGCACGCGAGUGUCCUCCAGACACAUGCGAUACGAAGCAAUGCCCACCAGGCACUGUUUGUCAACAAGAUGUUGUCUCGUGCAAGAAACCUCCGUGUCCAGCUUCGCCCCCGAAAUGUGUUCCAGCCCAGUCUUGCCGUAACAUUCGAUGCAGACCGGGCUAUAUCUGCCGAAUGAUAGUUCCACCAUGUCUUCCGGAUAUCAAAUGUCCUCCACCAUUUCCUGAAUGUGUUCCUAUUCGUUCGUCUGAUCCUGCAGCUUGA
Necator americanus (New World hookworm) is the source of this 696-nucleotide messenger RNA. RefSeq lists its product as uncharacterized. The record is from RefSeq and is a predicted model, not a curated record. NCBI's taxonomy places the organism in Eukaryota, Metazoa, Nematoda, Chromadorea, Rhabditida, Ancylostomatidae. Bases 1 to 696 code for a protein of 231 amino acids. The transcript is spliced from 9 exons.